GGGCGCCGGGGCUCCGGGUGCUGCGGGGCCGCGAGGCUCGGUGCCCGGGAGCGGGCGCGUGGCCGCGGGAGCGGGCGCCCCAGCCGGCCGCGAUCGCGGGAUCCCGGAGCUCGGCGAUGGCGAGGCCGGCGACCCUGGGGCAGAGGCCGCAGCCGUGGGGCCCCGUGGCCGGAGCCGCGUGACCGAGUCGUCGGAGCACCUGCCGGAAGCGGGGCGGGAGCGCGGCGGGCGUCAGGAUGCGGGCAUGAGGCCUCUGGAGACCCCGGGCUGCCCCCCGGCCGGGCGCUAGGAGCCGUGCCCGGGGCCCCGGCCGGGAGCCCUGCCGCCCAGGGGCAUGGCCAAACCCUCCUUCCGGCUCCAGAAGCUGGUUCGCCGCACGCGGUUCCUGCUCUUCUUUCUGUCGGCCGCCUACCUGAUGACGGGCAGCCUGCUGCUGCUGCAGCGAGCGCGCGUGGCCCUCCCGCCCGGGCCCCGGGCCCCCGGCCCCCUGCAGGCCCUACCCGUGGCCGCCGUGGCGCUGGGCGUCGGCCUGCUGGACAGCCAGGCGCUGCGGGCCCCGCGCGUCAGCCCGGACCUGCCGCUCGGCGUGGACGUGCCGCGGGGGCCCCCGGCCCGGGCCCGGCCCGGCCCCCGCUGGCUCCGGACCCGGAACCCGGAGCUGCGCCAGCCGCGGCGAGGCUGGUUCCACCACUUUGUGGGCGACCCCCAGGGGCCGCCCGCCCUGCGCCCCGAGGCCCCCGGGCCAGCCAUCGGGGGACGAGGUACGUACGUCGGAUGCUUCAGUGACAGUGGCCGGGACAGAACCCUGAAGGGGGCCGUGUUUUUUGACUUGCGAAAGAUGACCGUCUCCCACUGCCAGGAUGCGUGCGCUGAGCGGUCCUAUGUCUACGCGGGCUUGGAGGCGGGGGCGGAGUGCUACUGCGGGAACCGGCUCCCUGUGACGAGCGUCGGGCCGGAGGCCUGUAACCACGAGUGCAAAGGGGAGAAAGGCUCCGCGUGCGGGGGCGUCGGCCGGCUGUCGGUGUACCGCGUCCACGAGCUGCAGCCCGGCUCCAGGAAGCGGAGGACCGUCACGUACCGCGGAUGCUUCAGGUUGCCAGAGAACGGCACCCACACCUUCCCCGACUCCCUGUUGCAGCCCAACGCGACAGCAGAGGCGUGCUCGGGAUUUUGUUCCCAGAAAGAGUUCCCGCUGGCCGUCGUCCGGGGCCAGGAGUGCUACUGCGCUUACCCCACGCCUCAGUUCAGCCUUCGGGACGCCGUGGACAGCUCGCUGUGUGGCCGGGGGCCCGAGGCCCCAAGGCAGGCUGAGUACUGCGAGGUCUACCAGACGCCCGUGCAGGACACUCGCUGCACGGACCGGAGGUUCCUGCCCACCAAGUCCAAGGUGUUCGUGGCUCUGUCCAGCUUCCCGGGAGCCGGGAACACGUGGGUACGGCACCUCAUCGAGCAUGCCACGGGCUUCUACACCGGCAGCUACUACUUUGACGGGACGCUGUACAACAAGGGGUUCAAGGGCGAGAAGGACCACUGGCGGAGCCGGCGCACCAUCUGCGUGAAGACCCACGAGAGCGGCCGCAGGGAAAUCGAGAUGUUCGACUCGGCCAUCCUGCUGAUCCGGAACCCGUACAGGUCCCUGGUGGCCGAGUUCAACCGCAAAUGUGCCGGCCACCUGGGCUACGCGGCCGACCGCAACUGGAAGAGCAAAGAGUGGCCGGACUUCGUCAACAGCUACGCGGCCUGGUGGUCGUCGCACGUGCUGGACUGGCUGCGCUACGGCAAGCGGCUGCUGGUGGUGCACUACGAGGACCUGCGCCGCAGCCUGGUGCCCACGCUGCGGGACAUGGUGGCCUUCCUCAACGUGUCCGUGAGCGAGGAGCGGCUGCUGUGCGUGGAGAACAACAAGGAGGGCAGCUUCUGGCGGCGCGGCCGGCGCCCCCACGACCCCGAGCCCUUCACCCCCGAGAUGAGGACCCUCAUCGACGGCUACAUCCGGACGGUGGACCGGGCGCUGCGCGAGCACGGUGGGGCCGGGCUGCCGGGCGAGUAUGUGCCCAGAUGACGGCCCGGCGGCCUCGCUGCGGCCCCCAGCCCCGAGGUCGCCGGGCGGGCACCCGCCGCAGGACCCCCCGGCGCUCACACGCGCGUCCGCACACGCCGCCGCUCGCCUGCCCGCCCGCAGGUGCCCGGCCCCGCUGCGGGCUUGUGCCCGGACGCCAGGCCACGCGGGCAUCGGCGCAGUGGGCACCCGGCGUGGGCGGGGGGCUCGUGGACGCCGCUGACUGCACGUGACUCCCGGUGACCGCGUGUGGGGAGACCGCCAGGCACCGCAGUCCGCAGCCCCGCCUCUCCCCUCCCUGCAGACUGGCCGGCAGCGUGGGACACAGCGGAGCGCCGCCCCCCCCCCCCCCCCCACGCCGUGCACACAGCCACCUCAGGACCUGCCGCCAGCUCGGUGCCCCCCCCCCCCCCCAUCCAGCUUCGGUGCUUGGAGGGGCCCCUUCCCUGGCUUCUUCCUCCCACGUCCUGGGAAAGCUGGGAUUCACGCCAUCCCGGGUCGGGGUGAGGGGGAGGGGGUGAGUGGAGCCCAGACCCAAGGGAUCCAUGGGCCGGCAGGAGGGGGCUUGGGGUGGACGUGGAGAGACCAGGAGGGACUGCCUUGGGGGGCCACCUGGACUGGCUGCCCAACCCAUCUCCAGGGCCCUGCUCCCAGUGGGGUCCUGCGCCGGGGGCACAAGGAAGGGGGCGGCCAGGUCCAUCUGCACGGCCCUGGGGGGGGGGGGCGGGAAGGCCGUGGCUGCAGCUCCCGACUGUCCCCGAGGCCGAGCCCCCGUCCCUCGUUCUGGCACCGUCUCUGUGUGUGGGAGGCUGACGCCGCUGCCUGGUGGGGGCCCCCAUUCCCGGCUCACAGCCUUGGGGGGGCAGGGGAGGGGUGGUCACAAAUGGGAAUGAGAAGGCCAGCAGCAGAGGAGCGUGUGACGUGCCGGCUCCGGGGUCACCGUGGGCCUGGGUCUCGGGAGCGCACAGCCUGAACUGGUCCUGAGCAAUCUGUGGGAGUUAACCCAGCAGGCCAGAGGGAGAGGGUAUCGAGGCGGAGAGAACAGCAUGUACAGAGGCUCGGAAAACCCUGAUGCGUCUGCAAAAUAGGUGAAUAGGGUGGGGGGGGGGGUUGUCUCCGAGUCUGUGCGGCAGGAGGACGGGAGUGGGCGGGUGAGGACAGAGGUGGGGACCCAGGACCGGACCGUCCUCACAGCCACUCAGUGCUCAGCCUGGGGGGGCAGCGCCACUGAUGCCAACUUGGGUCUCCCUUCAAUGGCACCUCGGGCUCCGGCACAAGGCCCUGGAGACCAGAGCUGGGGUCUGGACGCGGGGGUGGGCCCCGGGCUGGCUGCAGGGGCUCAGCUGCACGCCACCCCCUGUGAGGCGAAUGAUGGUGGACAGGCCCGCGCCCAGCGGCCCCUGCACCCCGCAGCAGCUUCUCCAGGCCUGGGGUGACCCCAGCCAGGCCCCUGGGUCUGACCCCCCACCAGCCAGAGGCAGGCUGCACUGCGGGAAAAGGGGAUGUGAGAUUUUAAGGACCAGGCGUCAGAAUGCCCUGACCCUGCGUUCUCUGCCGGCCACGGGAAGCUGAGAGCCACCACGGCCGGGGGUGGGGGGACCCCGGCGGCCUGCCCUUCGCCUCCCUGCCCUUGGCUCGCCAAACCCACCCCCGCCCCUGCCUGUUCUGGACCCUCCCCACAGCCUCCCUCUGCUCUAAGCUGGGAACGCCUGGGUCUUCUUAAAGGCUCAUUGGCUCGGCUGUGGCUCUGCGGUCCGGUCCGGGAAGGCCGCUGAUGAGGCCGUUUCCCUGGGGUCGGAGGAGGGGGUGAGGCCCACCGAGAGUUCACAAGCCUGCCCUGGAAGGCGGCCCAGGGGCAAAACCAGAGACUCCGAGGGGACGGCGGCGCCCACUGAGGGAAGCCGACCGCCUCCUGCGGUGGGCUCCCCAGCUCCGGCCCUCACCCUUCCCGGCCACCCAGAUGACCUCGGGGAGAAGACCCAGGAGCCAGGGAGGCCGGGAAGGGCAGAGGUAUGGCUGGAGGGCCAACCUGAGCCUGGCCCUUGGGCUUCCCUCCCCCCUCCCCAGAGUCAGAAUAGCCACAGUGCGGGCCGUGCCUCCCGGUAGACGGUUCAUUCCCUGCCCCAGGUGCCCGAGACCUCCUCCCCUUCUAGGUCGACAGCCACCCACUCUGAUGGCCUUGUAGCUCACAGGGCACCUUAGCCGGCCGUGCACAUGAAUACAAUGGGGUCAGGGUCCACACACAGGGGCCCGACUGCCUGUUCUCAGCGGCCGGCACCACGGCCUACUCCGGGGGGAGAGCCUGGAAGCAGGGGAAGGGACCGGCUGUCCUCGGGGCACGUCCGUCGGGUCUCUGCGAGUGCAGCCUCCCAGAGCCCUCCGCUUCUACCCCAAGCGGCCAAGGAGUAAGAGCCGGUGUGAAUCUGGGGGGAGACCUGAGGCAGGACCCCGACUGCCUCCAGGCCCCACCCUCAAUGGCGAGGCUGCAAAGUCACACGAACCUGUGUGAAAACAUAAUUUCCACGGGUUCCUGUUCCCGUCGCAGAUCAAUUUGGGAAAGCCAAAACGUAGCGCAAAAAAAAAAAAAAAAGCAAAAGCUAAGACACAUUUCUGAUAAUCGCAGUGAUGUGUCAAUGAGAGAGAACAGUCAGGCUCCCAGACCCCGGGGAAGGAAACUGCUUAAUCACAUGCGCGUCUUGUAGCGAAGUGUCUCACAGCUAAAAUCAGAUCCUGAGUGCACGAACGUUUGCGCACACGAUGCAUUUUCCCCUGAAAAGUAGCAGGAGCCACUCGGCUCCUGGGGCCCCCCGUGGGGAGAGGGCAGUGCUGGGGGUGGCCUUUGUGGCUGUGAGAGCUCUUGGGGCACAGGCUCGUUUUCUUCCGGUCGGAACGGUGGCCUCCAGCACAGUUCGCUGGCGUCCAGGGAUCAACCGUCCUGGACGCUGGACACACACAGGUCGCCGCUCAGCACAGGGUGAGCUGGCGUAUAAGAUGCAGGGGUGUGGUGGGGGGGUGUCGGCUGUGCCAUCUGCUUUGCCCGCAGCCCCCAUCUCUGCCGGGGGGGGGGGGUUCAGGGUCCCCACCUCCGGGGUGGAACCCCCAGUCUGGACGAGGCCAGCGGCUCCUUCUGACUCUCUGGCUACGGGUUGGUUCACAGACACAGCUCGGCCAGAGCGACCCCGCCACGUGGCGAAUGUCCAGCAGAGACCGUGCUGCUGGCGUGAGGGGUCGUGGGUGGCGCCCCAUCCUUAGCCUGAAGUGGAUCCCGCUGUGGGGACAGUUGGGGGCACAGAAAAACCAGGUCCUUGGUGACAUCGCUAAGUACGUACGAUCAAGCUUCGCCGGCGUUUGCGCUCCGUGUGGACGGUUUUGUUACGUGAGCCAAUAAAUCCCUUAUUGUUUA
Molecule: messenger RNA, 5462 nt
Organism: Prionailurus viverrinus (fishing cat)
Lineage: Eukaryota; Metazoa; Chordata; Mammalia; Carnivora; Felidae
Gene: WSCD1
Product: WSC domain containing 1
Exons: 9
Coding region: 335-2062 (575 amino acids)
Molecular function (GO): sulfotransferase activity
Source: RefSeq, a predicted model, not a curated record